CAGAGGAGCAAGAGGAGGAGGAGGAUGAGGAGGAGGAGGAGCGAGGGAAGGGAACCGACUGGCUGAGGCUCUCGGCUCUCAGUCUCUCCUCAGUGCUUCGUGGAGCAGCUUCUCUCUGUUUUUCCUCCCACUCUCGCACACACCGAGAGUGUUCCGACUCUUUUUGUGUCUGAGCUGACGAGUGCAAACGCAGAGGGGCUCACUCGCUCCAACUCCUGCCGCACCAUGCUUCCCUGGAGGAAGAACAAGUUUGUUCUAGUCGAGGAUGAAGCCAAGAAUAAACCCAAGAGCCUGGGGACCGGGCUGACCUACCAGUCCAUCCUCUCCUCUCUGCUGCGCUCCUGUCCGGACCUGCUGCCGGACUGUCCCUUCAACUGGGUGGGCAACAUCUUCCAAACCAAACGGCAAAAGGUGGAGCUGAACAAAGAGGAGCCUGUUUACAAUGUGCGCUACCUGGGAAGUGUGGUCACCAUCACGGCCAAGGGACCCGGCUGCACCCAGGAGGCAGUUGCCAAGAUCUGGGCGAGGAGCAACUACGGGGAGCAGUGUGUCAAGAUGAGGUUAACGGUGGGGCCACAAGGCAUCAGGAUGAGCGCUGACAAAUCUGGGAAAAAGAAGCCCCUUCAUCUUUACUCCCUGAACAGAAUCACCUACUGCAGCGCCGACCCGUGCCGGCCCAAGAUCCUGGCCUGGAUCUACAGGCACCAGAUCAAAAACAUGGCAGUGGUGCUUCGGUGUCACGCCGUUCUGGUCAGCAAGUCGGAGAAGGCCCAAGCCAUCUCCCACAGCCUCUACCAGAACGCCACCUCCGCCUUCAGCGAGUUCAAGCGGCUGAAGCGGCAGAGUGAUUUCCGGCACUGCCAGCAGCAGCUGCUUGGUGAGGAGGCGGUGCCCCUGAUGCCACUGAGGAGGCUGCUGAACGGGCAGUGCCACUACAGACCGCCUGCUGACAACCCCGGGAGCGCCACCCGCCUCUGCUCCAUCACAGAGGAGGAGGAGGAGGAGGAUGACGACGAGUACAGCAAAGAUAAAAAGCAGGAGGUGGAGGAGCUGUGGGAGAAACAGAGGAUUUUCACAACAAACACAGACCCGACUCAGUUACUAUCAGAGUUGGACAUCGGGGAUAUUGCCAGAUUGGAGCAGUGCCAAAUCAACUUUGUCAGCGGCAGCAACAACCACACGUUUUCCUUUAUAACCUCUCUGGUGUGACUACAACGUGGUGUAAAGAAUUCUGCCACACUACAGAAACACAUUCCUCUCUCUGCCCUUCACCGGUGCCCCGCUCAGGCUCCCUCCUGCUCUGUCCGUGUAAUGUGAAGUGUUUACCAGAAACUUCUCCGACUACCAGGAAGGAGGAGGAAAGACGUACGAUGGUUGUGUGGGAGUGAUUUCUAUUCUGGCCAGAUGGCUCAGAUGCUGGUUUGACUGUGGCAGUUUGUGGGAACGUGUUUACAAAGAGGGCUGAUGAUGCACAGACUAGCGAUAGCACAACGACGAGGACAGCGAGUGUUUUCAGGGAAACGCUGAGAUCACCGACACGCGGGUCACAUAUUGAUCGCAGCACCACGCGGGAUGUGUUUAUCAGUCCUCUGUCUCUUAUUCUCGUGAGUUUAAUCAAUGCCGUGUUUGCCAGCAGGGACGUUUUUCUAGGAUCGACUUGUGAUAUUUUUUUCAGGGAGGUUCUUUGUAAAUUUGUGUAAUUCUUUUUCUAAUAUGACAAUCCUCACCGAUGUUGUUCACCGACUGAUCCUUUUCUGGACGCUCGCAAUCGCAAGACGAAGUUUGUUACGGUUUUAUUAAUGAUCACAGCCGACUAAUGAAUAAGGCUGUAAUUUAGGAAGCAAGCCAUUGAGUGGACAUGUUUAUUGCUGCCAUUUGUUACAGUCAUUAUUUAUGCAUGACAUGUCAGCGUUAACCUUUCCCCUUUUCUGUCGUGUGAAAUCCCCGAUCCUUCUGCUUUUUAGAAUGAACACUGUGAUAAACGUGUGACCAGGGACAAACCACACAACUGUUCAUGCAGCAGUGUUUGCUCAGUGUCGUGCAUUGUUUUAAAAUUUAUAUCUAUUGCAGUGUUACCAAAAAACAAUCUCAAUUUGUCCUUUGCUUUUCAGCCAAGUUUUGCAAAUGCAAUCUUUUCCACAUGAGCCCUUUUGCAAAAACGCAGACGGACCCUGACAAGUCAACACAAUCUGUUUUGAAUACUGUUUGUGCUGCCGUCUAAAGUUGCAUUGUGACUAUCAUGAGAUGAAGCUAUUUAUUUUCCAAAUAUGAUGAUGAAUAAAAAUUAGUCUCACUGUGGGGUUUUUACUGCCUGGCUCUCGGAGGGAGGGUAUUUCUAGAUGUUAUCAAAGAGAUUAUUCAAAUGAGUCCAAACACUCGACUCUCCACCAGCGAGCAUUUGCAUGUUUGUGCUGUGAAAAUAUGUGUAACCUGCACUUCAAAGAUAAAAAAACAAAACAUA
Hippoglossus stenolepis (Pacific halibut) is the source of this 2461-nucleotide messenger RNA. It is a transcript of the gene fam43b, whose product is annotated as family with sequence similarity 43 member B. The coding region runs from base 226 to 1209 and encodes 327 amino acids. Lineage: Eukaryota; Metazoa; Chordata; Actinopteri; Pleuronectiformes; Pleuronectidae. The transcript has a single exon. The record is from RefSeq and is a predicted model, not a curated record.